AUGUCCGAAUCCACGCCGCGCAAGCGGUCGCGUGCCGCCUGUCUCUCCUGUCAAUCGCGCAAGCGUAAAUGCUCCGGCGAGCAACCAUGCACCACCUGCGCCCAGGCCGGCGUCGACUGCCACUACAGCACGGCCCCGCGCAAGAAGCGCGUCAGCCCCGUGUAUAAUCGGAGCUUACCAGCACUGGAUGAGCGCCAGCGACUCCCUGAUGGAUGGCCCAAUCGACCACCUCCAGUCAGUAUUGCCGGCAGUGCUGCGUCUCCGACCUCUCGCGUAAAUGAUUCCCGCGGAGUGGGCCAUUCCUUGGAGGUUAACUCCGGGGCGGCUUUCGUUCGCAAGCUCGGUCUGCGAAUUGACCCAGCACACGCCCCAAGACUUCAUUUGUUUGCAUGGAACGUGGGCGAGAGGCGUGUAUCACCGGAUCUCUCGCCAUGGCCCGUCACGCUCUCGGCACCGGCGCCAAUUACCAAGAUCAUCUCGCAGGAAGAGAUGCGGCGCUUGGCAGCUAUCUACUUUGAGAAAGUUGAUCCAUGCUAUGCUUUCUUGGACCGGAAGAGUGUAUUUGCCCAUAUUGCACAACGCUGGUCGGAGACUACAGUACUAGCUGCCGAGUCGCCAGAGACCCAGCCCUACGAUGCUGUGCUAUGCGGCGUCGCUGCAUUUGGGUUCUUAUUCUCGCGCCGCGAGAUCAUGCCUACAGAGCGAAAGCUCAUUGAAACGGCACGCUUGCUUCUUGAAAAGUCCGUUCUUUGCGCACAAAUACCAUCGGUCGAUAUCGUAACCGGAUGGGUCCUUCGAGCAGCAUAUCUACGCAUGACAGCCUCCCCACAUGCCGCCUGGAUGGCCAGCUGCACAUUGAUGCAUCUCAUCGAGGCAGCAGGCCUACACCUAGACACGCCCGACCCAGAAUCAACGGACCUCGUCCAGAAUCAGAAUAGAACUAUUCCCGACACGAGCGACCCAGACACCCGCCGCCGACUAUUCGGCAUGGCCCGCCACCUCAACACCUGGAUAUCCUUCGACCUAGGUCGCUCACGAGUCAUCCUCCACGGCGCAACAGGAUACACCCAAAACACCGAACCCAACAACGCAACCCUUCCCCGGACAUCACAACGAACAGACAUCUUCCACCUCCUCCCCCUCUCCGAAAGCCUAGACCCAACAGGCCCAGCACCCCAAGACCUCCCAGAACUCGAAACAGCCCUCACCUCAGUGUUAGACCUAGUCUACACCGAACCCUCCUUAAUCCUAGUCCAAUGCAACCUCAUGCUCUGCAUUUACCGCCGCGUCCGCGCAUUGAACGCCCACGCCCUCCUAACGUCCCGCAUCCUAGAUCGCGUCCUCGCCCUCGCAGCUCGUGGCCUCCGCGCAGCACGAGGAAUGGUCGCGGCCACAUCACCCUGGCACCAGGUCGCCAACGUGCCCUUCCAGGUCGUCUGCACGCUACUAGCAAUUGACAACCGCGCCGCGCUGGCUCUUCUCCCUGAUGCCAUGCGUACGCUAGGCGAGGUUCUAGCGACGUACGAUACGUCUGUGAUGCGCGAGGCGUAUUCAACGGCGUACUUGCUUAUUGCGCUGCAUCAGCGGAGGAAAGAGGAUGAUACCCGGGUGUUGGUGGAUGUGUUGAGGGCUAAUGCGUCGGCGAUGGCUCCUGAACCUGAGGUGGUGACUAGGGAUGGGGUUGAAAGUGAACCGUCAGCUGGAUUGGAGAUGGGGCCUGUUUCGGAUGCGGAGUUGUCGUGGUUGGGGGAUUUGAUGAUUGAUAUGCCUAGUUUGCAGAACUUUGAUCUGGAUCAGUUUCUUAUGACGGAUGUUCCGUGGCCGUUGCCUGAGAUGGGGAUUUAA
Molecule: messenger RNA, 1845 nt
Organism: Penicillium cinerascens
Lineage: Eukaryota; Fungi; Ascomycota; Eurotiomycetes; Eurotiales; Aspergillaceae
Product: putative C6 transcription factor
Exons: 1
Coding region: 1-1845 (614 amino acids)
Biological process (GO): regulation of DNA-templated transcription; DNA-templated transcription; response to xenobiotic stimulus
Molecular function (GO): zinc ion binding; DNA binding; DNA-binding transcription factor activity, RNA polymerase II-specific
Source: RefSeq, a predicted model, not a curated record